CAAAUCUUCGGUUAUUAGCUGGAAUUACAUACGAGACUAAUUCAUCUGUGCAAUACACGCAUUUCUGAACGGACGUGAAUCGACUGUUAGUGUGUGCAUACUGUAUAUUGUAUGAAUUGAUGGAUAUUGGUGGGAAUUAGGGAAGGGAGCCAAGUUUCAAGGGAUUUAUGGACGCAUGGACACGGAGAACUGGCUGCUACAAAUAUCAACCGGGUACUGUCUGGUGCGCUUUUUCUGAAGUCGAUUUACGUCACGUUGGAAGAAAACAAAACGUUUAAAGGUGGUAUGGCACACCCUCCAAAAACUAUCAGUGGACAUCCGCAGGGGAUAAACAGACGCGAAUUUGUAUGAAUCGUCCAAAGGUAUAGGCUAUCUAGAACCCAGUGGACAACAAUUCAACGGGACCUUCAGGAAAAAGUAGGGGAGAACUACUCAGGGCUCGUACAAGUUACGAUGCACUCAGGCAACUAUAUAUUGCUCUUUCUUGGGCUCCUGGACAGCGGGACUGCCCUGCAGUGCAAAGAUCAUGCCUGCAGCCCCCCAAUGGGAAACCUGGCGACUGGCAGAAGGCUCCAGACCCUGACCAGUUGUUAUGGUGGACCCUCCUCUCUCCGCUCUGCUCCCAGCUACCCAUGCUCAGUGUCCCACCCACCUAGCCACAUGGCGGAUGACCCCUUCUUGCACCCUGGCACCUGGUGGGCGUCUGAGGCUGGCGUGGGAGAGGAGGAGAUCCGUCUGGACCUGGAGGCCCAGUUCUGCCUGACCCACCUCAUCAUGCUGUUCCGCUCACCCCGUCCUGCGGCGAUGGUACUGGAGCGAUCCCGCGACUUUGCCCAAAGCUGGGGGCCUCUCAAGCUCUUUGCCAGCAACUGCAGCCAGACCUUCGGUCUCCCUGACGACGUGAGCCAGCCAGGUGCGCCCUGCACCUCCCGCUACUCCGGAGCCUUGCCCUGCAGUGAGGGAGAGGUGAUCUUUAGAGCCUUGGGUCCUGGUAGCGGAGUGGAUGAUCCCUACAGUCAAGAGGCUGUUCACCUGCUGACCCUCACCAAUCUGCGCAUCCGCCUGCUGGGGGCACAGUCCUGCCCCUACCCUGGAGCUGCCAAUCACCCUAGCCCCUCCCCUAUCCCUCUGAACUUCUCCAAGCCUUUACCCACACCCCAAAUGGCAUCGUUUGCUGUCUACACCUUGCUGGCCGGCGGAACUUGCCUUUGUCAUGGCCAUGCUGAGCGAUGUCUUCCCCUUUCAGGGCCCCGAGACGCGCUGCACCAAGGGGGCAUGGUGCAGGCCAGGUGCAUGUGUCUGCAUCACACAGCAGGUGAGCACUGUGAAAAGUGUGCCCCGCUCUUCAACGACCGGCCCUGGCGUCCAGCCAAUGGCAGCAGCGGGGAGCCCCAUGCCUGCCAGAAGUGCGAGUGUCACGAUCAUGCAAAUACCUGUCGCUUCUCCCGGCGAGCGUGGCGGUCCUCAGGUGGGUCCAGCGGGGGGAUCUGUGACAACUGCCGCCACAACACCGAGGGCCGCAGGUGCCAACGCUGUCGCCCGGGCUACCAUCGCCGCCCUGCCAAACCCCUGAACUCUCCCCACGCCUGCACACGAUGCCUGUGUGACCCGGUAGGCACAGUGCCAGCCCGGGAUAGAGGCAGGGGUAAGGGUCGGUGGUGCCACCCCCGUAGUGGACACUGCCACUGCAGGCCAGGAGUCGGUGGCACAAGGUGCAACAUCUGCCUCCCGGGACACUGGGGUUUUGGGGAUGAGGGGUGCAAGCCGUGCGUGUGCCCUCAAAACUGUGACCCCGUCACAGGCCACUGUCCGGACAGUCAUCACCGUGAGGUGGUCUACCACAUUCCAGUUGGAGGCAAGAUCACCGAUAUCACGCACACCCAGACCAAUGGGAAUGAGAGGGCAUGGUCCGAGGAGCUUGCCAUCUCUGCUCUUCAUCAUGUGGGCAAAUGCACCUGUGAAGUGAAGAAAUUCAGAAGUGUCACUGAACUCUGCAGGAUGAAGCACACCUAUGUGAUUAAGGGCACUGUCCUGUCAGCCCAUGACAAGGGGAGUCACGCCGAGGUGAGAGUAAAGGUACGCAAGGUCCUGCGUUCGGGACAGGGGUUACUGUCCCAGGGCACCCACACCUUGUAUCCCCUGUCCUGGACCAGCCGUGGGUGCACCUGUCCUGUCCUCAACCCAGGUGUGGACUAUCUGCUGGCCGGACCAGAGGAGGCCAAGUCCGGGCGACUGCUGGUGACCAUGCAGAGCGUGGCGUUGCCAUGGACACCUGCCCUGGGCGAUCAGGUGACUAAGGGACUGCAACGAGGCUGCCCCUGACCCCGCCCCCUCCCGUAUGCACACGGAGCGGGCAGUGCCUCUGACUCACCUGGCCCUGCAGGAGUGCAGGCAGACGCUGCAGGCCACCUGCACUGAAGCCAUACAGACAUAUGAGCCAGGCGACCCACUCCCGUGGCCCACGCUCACCGGAGCAUUUUGGACAGCCAUCUACCGGAUGAAACUUAAGGGAUGCAGUUUGUAAGCCUCACCUUGUUUAUGUGAAGCGACUUGAGCCUUGACCUAGGGGAAUCGGGCACACUGGAAGAUUCGCUGUUAGCAAGUUUCUCACUGGUGCAGCGUUGGGAUAGGACAGUCACACACCUGUGUGUGAGGCCAGGUAUUCAACCUGAGGGCCAAAGGUCUCCUGCUUAAUUUAGCCCUCUUCCAUUCAUGAGUUGCACCACAGGAGAGAAACUGUAUUUUGUGCCUGGGCUCAUGGGUGCAGGCCAGAGAGGCAGUAAAAAUCAAUGCGUUUCUUUGCUUUUUACAAGCUGACAUUAGGGGCGGGGCAUUACUUUACAUUAUGCAAGCAAUAAACUUUAAUCAAUCAAUGACAGACUCAGAAUUAACCAUUCAU
Messenger RNA from Anguilla anguilla (European eel), 2899 nucleotides. Its product is annotated as netrin-4. Gene Ontology annotation, molecular function: protein binding. NCBI's taxonomy places the organism in Eukaryota, Metazoa, Chordata, Actinopteri, Anguilliformes, Anguillidae. The transcript has 10 exons. The record is from RefSeq and is a predicted model, not a curated record. Gene Ontology annotation, biological process: basement membrane assembly; cell migration; substrate adhesion-dependent cell spreading. Bases 454 to 2322 code for a protein of 622 amino acids. Gene Ontology annotation, cellular component: laminin trimer.